AUUGCAUUUUUUCCCCUCGUCAAGUGAAGAACUACAUCGCGCGUCGUCUCGUGUAGUUUAGUUUUUUAUUUUCUUCUCAUAUUGUUGUCAUUUUUGUGUAAUUCGUUUGAUAAUACCUCUGCUUUGUACACGUCAAUUAUUAAAUUGCGCUAACCCUUCUUAACCCUGGCAAAGCUGCAGUUUUCUUAUCACUUUCAUGUGUUUUUCAAGUCACAAUUGAAAAAAGGAAGCUAACAGUUGAUUGAAUUUAAUUCAUCCAUAAGUUUAUUAAGUUUUAAAUACAUAACAUAACUUACCCAGGGUGGAACUUUGUACCUCUACCGAGUGAUGCUGCAGUGAAAAGUGUACCUAUCGAUAACCUUUCUGAUAAGAAAAGAUAGAAACAAAAAUUACGUGCGAAUUUUUGGGCGGCAUUGACAUUGAGUUGAAAAAUUAAAUUGUUUUCGGAUUUUGUGUAAAUAAAUUAGCAGCAAUAUGGAUAUAAAAUUUUUAAAUGUCCUUAUUCUCGGGUUCGGGUUUAUGUUUGUUUUUACAUCAUUCCAAACCAUGGGGAAUAUUGAGAAAACCAUCCUCGACAGUAUAGCUGCGGAGGACACGACCUUCAAAGGUGAUGGCUACACAAGUUUAGCGGUCAUAUAUGCAGCAUUUGCGAUAUCAAACUGGUUGGCGCCAUCAUUUCUAUCAUUCACUGGUCCUAGAUGUGCAAUGCUAGUUGGCUCCUUAACCUAUACACUAUUUAUGGUGGUCUUUUUAUGGCCAAAGACUUGGCUUCUCUAUUUGGCCAGUGCAGUUUUAGGAACUGGUGCUUCUAUAACAUGGACCGGCCAAGGUACAUACUUGGCUCGAUGCAGUAAUCCGACGAAUAUAUCACGAAAUUCUGGAAUUUUCUGGGCCCUUCUGCAGUGCAGUAUGUUUCUUGGAAAUCUCUUUGUGUACUUCCAGUUCCAGGAUAAGAGCACCAUCGAUGCUGAGACACGUCAACUUGUUAUUGGAGUUUUAAUUGCUGUUUCGAUAUUGGGAAUUGCGUUCUUGGCUGCUCUGAGAUCGGUCGAGGAUAACUCAACCUCAGACAGAGAACUUCAAGAGGUGAAAUCUGGUUUCGGAAGUGCACUUUAUGCCAUGAAAUCAGCUGGAGAAUUAUUUGUCACCAAGGACAUGUUGCUAUUGAGUGUAGCCUUCUUCUAUACAGGUCUUGAGCUUUCAUUCUUCAGUGGAGUUUAUGGUGCAUCGAUUGGAUUCACAGCUGCUAUUGCUGAAACUCCAAAGGAAAUAGUUGGUUUAGCUGGGAUAUGCAUUGGAGCUGGUGAAGUUCUGGGAGGAGGUCUGUUUGGACUUUUAGGAUCAAAGACAACGAGAUAUGGUCGUGAUCCAAUAGUCAUCGUUGGAUACAUCAUUCAUCUCAUAUCGUUUUUCCUGAUCUUCUUAAAUCUCCCAAAUAGUGCUCCCUUCCAGAGUACAACAGAUAUAUCUUAUUUGGAUCCUCCAAAGCCUUGGUUAGCUUUGUUGUGUGCUUUCUUGCUUGGUUUCGGUGAUGCAUGUUUCAAUACACAAAUUUACUCGAUGUUGGGAGGUGUUUUCGUCAAGAAUUCCGUUGGAGCUUUUGCCCUCUUCAAAUUCACCCAGUCUGUUGCUGCAGCUACAAGCUUCUUCUAUUCGCCGUAUUUGGGAUUGCGGGCUCAAUUGAGUAUUUUGGUUGUGUUUGGAACAAUCGGAACAGCAUGCUUCUGUGUUGUAGAAUGGGCGGCGAAAAAACGCACAAAAUCAAACAAUUCAGUUUCAGAUGACUCAAAAUCAGAUUCACAGUCCGUUACGAGCUACGAAAAAUAGUUGAAUUUCUCUGAGCAAGAGGCUUCCUACAACUAAUCUUUUCUUCAUUCCAGAAACAUAAUCAUUAUUGUUCAUAUUAUAGAAAAUUAUACACAUAUUCCAUUUACUAUUAUUAUUAUUGUAGUUAUAAAUCGUUAAGGACAAUAACUUUUGUAUCUAAAAAUAAAAAGAGAACAGAAAAUAUUUUUGAAUAAGAGAAACAAAGUCCAUUUAUAGCCACGAAUUUAAACAUUUUUGACUUCUUCGUGUUAAGGUCACAUUAUUUGUUGAUUCUUUUUUUUAUUAUUAAAACUAUAAACAUAAGUAGAUAUUAAUUUUCGUAGUAUUAAUUCAAAAUGCAAUAAAUCAAGAAAUUAUAUACAUAUAUAUUUUUAAAAGAAAACAUCUAAUAAUAUAAAAAUA
This is a messenger RNA of Eupeodes corollae, 2229 nucleotides long. RefSeq names its product UNC93-like protein MFSD11. The record is from RefSeq and is a predicted model, not a curated record. NCBI's taxonomy places the organism in Eukaryota, Metazoa, Arthropoda, Insecta, Diptera, Syrphidae. The coding region runs from base 475 to 1827 and encodes 450 amino acids. The transcript is spliced from 5 exons.